AUGCUUCCCUCAUCAGUAUAUGGUCAAUUGGGUGAUCCUUUAGUUCAAGCUUUAGUUCAAUCCGCUGCUGGAGCAGAUCCUGGAAUAGGUUCACGUGACACAAUGUUCACAAAAAUCUUUGUGGGUGGUUUGCCGUAUCAUACUAGUGAUAAAACUCUGCAUGAGUACUUUGAACAGUUCGGAGAUAUCGAAGAAGCAGUGGUCAUCACCGAUCGACAAACCCAAAAGAGUCGUGGAUAUGGAUUUGUUACUAUGAAAGAUAGAGUAGCAGCUGAACGUGCUUGCAAAGACCCUAACCCAAUCAUAGAUGGACGUAAAGCUAAUGUUAAUUUGGCUUAUUUGGGAGCCAAGCCAAGGAAUAACGUUCAAUUAGCAGCACUUGGUGCAGCCGCUGGAGCUGUUCAGCUUCCUCUUCAAACUCAACUUCAAGCUCUAUUCCCUGCUGCUCGCGUUGGCCUUCCUCAGCUUUAUUACCCGGGAGCUGGAGGACUCGUCAAUCCUUUACUCGGAACGCCCGCUGCUGCUGCAGCAGCUCAGCAACAGCUUUUGGAUUACAAUGUCUUGGCUCAAGCAGUCGCCAGUCAUGUUCCAUUCGGAUCGUACAACAUGCAUGUCUAA
Molecule: messenger RNA, 618 nt
Organism: Auanema sp. JU1783
Lineage: Eukaryota; Metazoa; Nematoda; Chromadorea; Rhabditida; Rhabditidae
Source: the annotation of a GenBank genome assembly